Spinacia oleracea (spinach) is the source of this 2629-nucleotide messenger RNA. RefSeq lists its product as uncharacterized. The record is from RefSeq and is a predicted model, not a curated record. Bases 582 to 2405 code for a protein of 607 amino acids. Lineage: Eukaryota; Viridiplantae; Streptophyta; Magnoliopsida; Caryophyllales; Amaranthaceae. The transcript is spliced from 19 exons.
UGAUUACAACCCAAACAAGCAAGCACGAAGAUCCAAACAAAAGGAGUAAACUUUACAGGCGCUUGACAACUUCCUCCCUUCUCCAAACAAUGGAAAAUGCACGUUUAAUCGUGUAGAACUCGAACCCAGUCAAUCAAUCUCUCAAUUGAACUCCCAAUUCGCACAAAAUUUUCAUCUUUUUUCUCUUUGACAUUCUCUCAUAGUCUCAUAGUCUUCCUUCCAUUAACAACUUCUGGGUUAUUCGGGAAAGAGAAAGAAUUUAAGCGUUUUGCCCACUUCAAAUUGGCAAUUACCCGUUGCUUCUAACCCAAUUCUGGUAUCUAGGGUUCAAGUUUUCAGCAUUUUCCAGAUAUGGAUGAAAGUUCGAGUGACAAGGAGUCAUUAUGUGCUAGAAUUCAACAGCUGGAACGUGAAUUCAAUAAUGGGCAUAUGUUGCACCCAUGAAGGAGGAGGACGGGCAAACCACUUACCACUUUAAGUGAGGUUCCAUUUUGAAGGAAAUUCAGUGGGAAGACUGGAGGAGUAACUACUUAGGCUUAUAAGAAAAAGAUGAGCUCCAGAAAGACAUUGAACAAUUGUGCAUGCAGCAAGCGGGUCCCAGUUACAUUGCAUUUGCCAAUCAGAUGUAUUGUCGAAGGACUGCUGGCUUGGAACAGGAAGUUGAGAAUUUGAAGAAGAAGUUGACUGACUGUAUAAAAGAGAAUUCAAAUAUCAAGGAAGAGCUUUCUGAGGCUCAGAGAAUCAAAACGUAUAUAGAUCAACUCCACAAGUUGGAGGUUGCAAAGAACACAGAAGUAGCCAAGCAGCUUGAAUAUUUGCGUGGAGUUGUUACUAGUGCCUUCAAUGAUCGGGACCAUGCGAUACUGGAGGCUGAGAAGGCCAAAGAAAAUGAAGAUAUGAUGUCCCAGAAAAUGAAUGAUGCCGAGAAAAGGUUACAGGAACUAACUGUAGGAUCUGCUGAGACACAAGAGAAACUAUCAAGUAUGAAGAUGAAGUUAGCAAAACAAGAUCAGGAGUUAGAUAUUUACAGAGAGAUCAUUAAUAAGUUUUACAAGAUCCGGCAGCAAGCUUUUAUAGGUAACGGGGAUGAAGAAAGUGAGUGUGAUGAUCAGUGUGAUGAUGUUUCUUGGGAUGAAAAGCGUGAAUGCCUUUAUUAUGACUCAUCAGAAUCAUGGAGCUUCAAUGUUCAUAAGGAAGCUUCCCUUGCUAACUAUGUCGCUGCUUUGCAAGAAGAGCUGGAGAACGUAAGAAGUGAUCUUCAAAACAAGAUGCAAAUGGGGUGGGAAAUUGAAAAGCACUUGAAGAGUAGGGUUACUGUUUUGGAGAAGAAAAGAAUUCUGUCAGGCAGACUUAUUGUUGAAGGAAUAUCAUCAAUGCGUGAUUACCAUUCUCAGCAAAAGACCUACAUUAUGAAACUGCUUGAUGAUGAAAAAACCUAUCUAAAAUCAGUUGUCAGCAGCAUUCAGGAAAAGGUUGAGGAGUUUCCUAAAGACAUCCGUUCUGUUGAGGUAACUGAUUCUGCCGUACCAAAUGUUUCUCGGAUGGUCGAUUCUUCAGAAGCUCUGUCACAGGCGUUGCAAGAGAAAGUUUCAACUUUAUUACUUCUGUCACAGCAAGAAGAAAGACAUCUUUUUGAGAAAAACGUUCAAGGUGCUCUGCAGGAAACUUUGGAUGAGCUUCAAAGGACACUACAACUAGCUACUCAAGAGAAGGUAAAUGCCCUCUUGGAACUGGCAGAGGUGAAACGGGAAUAUCAACUGUUACUAGAGAAAACCACAGAGACUGAAGAAGGAAACCUUCUUAUUACCAAACCGGCUGAGGGAAAAGUAACUACUCUUGAAAGAGAUGGGAAACUAAAAAAUUUAUUCAAGAAAGCUUCUUUGAAACGUUGGCUAGUUACACAAGAAAGUCCUCCUGCUGUGACUCUCCCGAACAUGGGACCUGAAGGGGGAUCUUUGAACAGAGGGUCUAAUCAUAACGUGAAUGAUGCAAGGCUGCGGAUUGAUAUUGCAACCCUUGAGGAAAGCAAGCAAAACUUGGAACGGUUGACAUUUGAUAUCCGUAAACUUCGAGUCUCUCUCAUACAGGCCAAACAUGCACGUUCAUCUAAAAGUGCGGAUCCUAGCACGAUGAAAGUCCUGGAUGAAAUAAUUAGGGAAGCCGAAAUGGUAAAGAUUGCACUUAGUGCUGCAUUGCCUCUUAGCUGGUCUGGUGGGGAGGGAGAUUUGGCGGCAUCGUCAAGUGAUACCAUUUCCAUUUCCGAGGAGAAUAAUGAGAAAAUGGAUCCAGUUUCUGCGGCCGGCAUUGAGAUGGUAGAGCUUCUUAUACUAGCAGCUCAGAUAAUGAAGGAACGAGUAGUGAAGAAGAUGGAGAAAAGGAACAGAAGAGAAAACAGAUUACAGUAAAAAGAGAAAGAUCGUAUUCAACAAGUUAGAAAGUCCAGAAAUCACAAUUGAUCUUGUUAGACUGGAAAAACAGUUUUGUGUAAUAAUAAGUUUGCCUGUGUAAGUAAAUUUAACUGAUAGAUUAUCUACCGCAACAAAUACACGAAUGCAUUGGUAAUUUUUCCCUGAGCAACUGUAAUUAAACAAAGAUAAAUAUGAUUUCAUUAUGAUGAAAAUUUUGAGAA